CACCAGCAGCAUGUGAGAGAGAACACUUUCAUUAGGGGUGUGGAGAGGAUGUCACUUGCAAAGAUCUGCAAUUUCAAUGUGUCCCAGGAUGAUUUCACCUGUGGGGAGGUUGGGCAGGGCACACUUUCCUGGUCAGGGCAUCUCCACCUAAAAGCUGAUCAAACUAGGGACAGGUCAAAUGAUAUUUCCAAGGGUGGUUUGAUGUUUCAAAGGAGAAAAGAUUUUUACACCAGAAUAGAAUGUGAGGAAGAUCCUGGCAGCAGUAAUAUUCGUCAUCAUCAGAGAGUUCGGACUGGAGAAAAGCCUUAUAAAUGUAGUGAAUGUGGGAAAACUCUUAUCAGUAGCAAAGGCUUCCGUUAUCAUCAAAGACUUCACAGAGGAGAGAAGCCUUAUAAGUGCAGUGAAUGUGGGAAAUCUUUUAUCACUAACAAGCUACUUUGUACUCAUCAAAGAGUUCACACUGGAGAAAAGCCUUAUAAAUGUAGUGAAUGUGAAAAGUCUUAUACAAAUAGCAGUAGUCUCCAAUAUCAUCAGCGAGUGCACUCUGGAGAAAGACCUUAUGAGUGCAAUGAAUGUGGAAAAUCUUUUAUCACUCAGCCUCAACUUCAUAGUCAUCAGAGAGUUCAUACAGGAGAGAAGCCUUAUAAAUGCAGUGAAUGUGGGAAAUCUUUUAUCAUUAGCCUUUACCUUCGUCGUCAUCAGAUCGUGCACACAGGAGAAAAGCCUUAUAAAUGUAGUGAAUGUGGAAAAUCGUUUUCAAGGAUGAAUGGUCUCCAAUGUCAUCAGAGAGUUCACACUGGAGAAAAGCCUUAUAAAUGUAGUGAAUGUGGAAAAUCGUUUUCAAGGAUGAAUGGUCUCCAAUGUCAUCAGAGAGUUCACACUGGAGAAAAGCCUUAUAAAUGUAGUGAAUGUGGAAAGUCUUUUACAAGUAGCAGUGGUCUCCAAUACCAUCAGAGAGUGCACACUGGAGAAAGACCUUAUGAGUGCAAUGAAUGUGGAAAAUCUUUUAUCACUCAGUUUGAACUUCAUAAUCAUCAGAGAGUUCAUACUGUAGAAAAGCCUUAUGAAUGCAGUGACUGUGGGAAAUGUUUUUCACAUAGGAUUUUCCUUUGUAGACAUCAGGUAGUUCAUACAGGAGAAAAGCCUUAUAAAUGCAAUGAAUGUGGGAAAUGUUUUGCAAGUAUAUAUCGUCUCCAAUAUCAUCAGAGAGUGCACACUGGAGAAAAGCCUUAUAAAUGUAGUGAAUGCGAAAUGUCUUUUACAAGUCGCUCUGUUCUCCAAUAUCAUCAGAGAGUGCACACUGGAGAAAGUCCUUAUGAGUGCAAUGAAUGUGGAAAAUCUUUUAAAACUAAACCUCAGCUUUAUUAUCAUCAGAGACUUCAUGCAGGAGAAAAGCCUUGUAAAUGCAGUGAAUGUGGGAAAUCUUUUACACGUGGUCGUGGCCUUCGUAAGCAUCAGAGACUUCAUAGAGGUGAAACGCUUUAGAAAUGCAGUGAAUGUGGGAAAUCUUUCAUGGAUCAGUGGUCUCCAUUAUCAUCAGAGAGUUCACACAAGGAGAAAAGCCUUAUCAAUUCAGUGAAUGUGGUAAGUCUUUUACAAGGAGCAUUUCUCUUCAAUAUCAUCAGAGAAUUCACACAGGAGAAAAGCCUUAUAAAUGCAGUGACUGUGGGAAAUCUUUUACCCAGAGCACUGCCCUUCAUUGGCAUCAGAGAGUUCAUUCAAGAGAAAAGCGUUAUAAUUGCAGUGAAUAUGGAAAAUCUUUUGCAAGGAAUGAUACUCUCCAAUAUCAUCAGACAGUGCACACAGGAGAAAAGCCUUAUAAAUGCAGUGAAUGUGGCUUCGUGCUUCCCAUGCCCAGCCCAGAUCAGGACUCAGGUGACCGACAGAGACUUGGUCGACAGCAGAUGCCUUCACUCCAACAAGAUUGUUUGAGUUGUACCCAUGGUGUGGGGAAGUGGGUUUAUGAUAAUCUAAAUCCAGCCUACCACCAGGAAUGCUCAGGACCUACUCAAGAAGGCAAAGAAUCCUUUCCACUAAUAUUUACAGG
Molecule: messenger RNA, 2047 nt
Organism: Eptesicus fuscus (big brown bat)
Lineage: Eukaryota; Metazoa; Chordata; Mammalia; Chiroptera; Vespertilionidae
Product: zinc finger protein 501-like
Exons: 1
Coding region: 49-1485 (478 amino acids)
Biological process (GO): regulation of transcription by RNA polymerase II
Molecular function (GO): DNA-binding transcription factor activity, RNA polymerase II-specific; RNA polymerase II cis-regulatory region sequence-specific DNA binding
Source: RefSeq, a predicted model, not a curated record